UAGUGAGUCCAUUUUCUCGUGGCAUUCAGUCAUUUGCUGUCACUUGUUAUUGCAGCAUAAACAUUUUAUUUAUUCAUACGAUCUUUUAUUACUUUAACCCAUUACAGCUGUUUGCCAAGUAACUACGCGAAUAUACCUGCAUUUUCAACUUGUAAAAAUAUCAGACAAAAARAUCUCAUUUUUUGGGAGUAGUAUUUCAAAAUGUCGACCGUCAAUGGCUUCCUCUUGUUGUGUGUAUUCUUCGUUCUUACACGAGCACAAGAACAGCAAAAAAUGACCUUCGAAACUCCUAAAAUGACUGAAGAGGAACAACAUUCACCACAUACACCUAGUUCUUUUGAAAUCCAGUGUGAUUCUUGUACAGCAAUUGCCUACAAGUUGACACAAGCACUUGCAGCUGCUGAAGCAAAACGGCCAUCACUAAAAGGCAAACCUCUGAGUGAAUCAGAGUACUUAGACAUCAUUGAAGGAGUGUGUGAGUCCAAGGCUUGGGAUGACUAUGGUAUUAAGACUGUUAAUGGAGUCAACAGAAUCUCUGGUGAAGGCCUUGAAGCCAAAGACUUUCCUGGAAUGAUGCAAGGUGGAGGAAAGUGGCCAGGAAGAUUGUCAUCUAAGUGUUCUGGCAUAGUUGGCGAUGUCAGCGAAGACACCUUGUAUGAAAAAUUCAGAGAAAGUGGAGACCUCCAUGAAUAUAUCUGUAAGGAAUACACCAAGGAUUGUGUAAAACAAAAGAAAAACAAGAAAGAAAAGAAAAGUAAAAAGAGUAAGAAAUCUAAAGAAGGAAAAAAAGAAGAAUUAUAAAAAUCAUUUGAAACUUUUUCAAAUAAAAGAGCAAGCUUCAAUGACAAAAGUUAUAUUACAUUCUAUACAAAAACUGCACUUAUUUCAGUUUUACUGUUUUCUACUGUUUCAUCGCUUUUCUAGUAUUUGUGAAUUUCAUUCUCUAGCGUCUAGCACAUACAAUCUUUGUAAACAACUAUUUUCAAUAUGGAUGCACUGAUGAAGCUAUUUAUGCCUAGGCCUACCAACUCUUGUAUUCACGUCACUAUGAAAUAAAUAUUUUURCUAAAACUAAAA
Messenger RNA from Actinia tenebrosa (Australian red waratah sea anemone), 1077 nucleotides. RefSeq names its product marginal zone B- and B1-cell-specific protein. The record is from RefSeq and is a predicted model, not a curated record. Gene Ontology annotation, cellular component: endoplasmic reticulum chaperone complex; extracellular region. Gene Ontology annotation, biological process: regulation of B cell proliferation. Lineage: Eukaryota; Metazoa; Cnidaria; Anthozoa; Actiniaria; Actiniidae.